Penicillium manginii is the source of this 2790-nucleotide messenger RNA. RefSeq names its product dipeptidyl aminopeptidase dapB (gene dapB). The transcript is spliced from 3 exons. Gene Ontology annotation, biological process: proteolysis. Bases 1 to 2790 code for a protein of 929 amino acids. The record is from RefSeq and is a predicted model, not a curated record. Gene Ontology annotation, molecular function: dipeptidyl-peptidase activity; serine-type peptidase activity. NCBI's taxonomy places the organism in Eukaryota, Fungi, Ascomycota, Eurotiomycetes, Eurotiales, Aspergillaceae.
AUGGGGAAGCUCGACGACGAAGGCAGCCCCGAAGCUGUACCCUUAACUAGUCGGCGAUCGAAUUCACUCACCUCGCAAACCUCCACCGAUUCAGGCCUGUCCGUGGCCUCGGCGACCUUCCUCGAAGCUCACAAGGCAAGCAUGUUAGCCGCGGCCAACAACCAAGGAGAACAAGGGGACGAACAGGGCCAAGGACAGCGAUACCGCGAUAUAGAAGAUGGCGAUGGCUCAGACGAACCCUUCUUGCAUGGUCGGAAGAAGACAGUGACCUCGUCGAACCGGAUGCGUCGCGUUCUCUGGGCCCUGGGCUUGCUCUGUGUUGGUGGCUGGGUGCUUGCUUUCGUGCUGUUCUUGACAUCGAAGCGACCCGGCACCGCGGCACUCUCCUACGGACACUCUGUCACAUUGGAACAGAUGUUGAAAGGGGAGUGGUUGCCGCGGUCGCAUGCCAUUUCCUGGAUUGCCGGGCCAAACGGUGAAGAUGGACUUUUGGUCGAACAAGGCGAGAGCGGAGAUGGAUUCUUGCGAGUUGAGGAUAUUCGAAGCCGCAAGAACGAGCCCGGUGCUUUGAAAACCCGGGUGUUGAUGGAUAAAGCCCAGUUCCAGGUUGAUGGCGAACUGGUCAGGUCGGGUAUGACUUGGCCGAGUCCGAAUUUGGAGAAAGUUUUGGUCAUGUCUGACUACCAGAGUAAUUGGAGACACUCUUUCUAUGGUAAAUAUUGGAUUUUGGAUGUCGCAACUCAGGAGGCGGAGCCGCUGGACCACAGUGACUUGAGCGAUCGGGUCCAGCUGGCUCUUUGGUCGCCCCAGUCUGAUGCAGUUGUUUUUGUCCGCGAGAAUAAUGUCUUCUUGCGGAAAUUGUCUUCAAAGGAGGUGAUCCCCAUCACUAAAAACGGUGGUGACGACCUCUUCUAUGGUGUGCCCGAUUGGGUUUAUGAAGAAGAGGUAUUCCAGGGUAGAACUGGCACUUGGUGGUCGCAAGAUGGAAAGUUCCUGACUUUCCUGCGCACUAACGAGACUGCUGUUCCCGAAUACCCGGUCCAGUACUUCCUGUCUCGCCCUUCAGGUAAGACUCCGGAACCUGGCCUUGAGAAUUAUCCAGAGGUUCGACAAAUCAAGUACCCUAAGGCUGGUGCACCCAACCCGGUCGUGGACCUGCAGUUCUAUGAUGUCGAAAAGAACGAGGUUUUCUCCAUCGCCAUGCCGGACGAUUUUGCUGACGAUGACCGGAUCAUCAUUGAAAUCGUCUGGGGGACUGGAGGCAACGUCCUUAUCCGCGAGACCAAUCGUGAGAGUGACCUUGUUAAAAUCUUCGUUCUCGACACCAAGAAUCGAACCGGUAAGCUUGUUCGGACUGAGGAUAUUGCUGCCUUGGAUGGUGGCUGGGUUGAGCCCUCGCAGUCGACUCGUUUCAUCCCCGCAGACCCGAAAAAUGGCCGACCAGAGGAUGGAUACGUCGAUACUGUCAUCCAUGAAGGCUAUGACCACUUGGCAUACUUUUCUCCAAUUGAUAGUUCGGAGCCCAGAAUGCUUACGAAAGGAAAAUGGGAAGUUGUCAGCGCACCAUCUGCGGUUGAUUUGAAGAAGAACUUGGUCUACUUCGUGUCAACCCAGGAAGCGCCGACCGAACGGCAUGUAUACUCAGUCAAGCUUGAUGGGUCUGACCUUCAACCCCUGACCGAUACAUCCAAGCCUGGAUACUAUGGUAUUUCCUUCUCAGAAGGCUCUGGAUAUGGGUUGCUUACUUCCAAGGGACCCGCAGUGCCCUGGCAAGCCAUCAUUAGCACUGAUGGUGAGAAACUGGAGAUUGAAGACACUAUUGAAGAGAACCCGCACCUUAUUGAGAUGGUCGAGGACUACGCACUACCCGCAGAGAUCUACACUAAUGUGACGAUCGACGGGUAUACCCUCCAAGUGCUCGAGCGUCGGCCGCCGCACUUCAACCCGUCUAAGACAUAUCCCGUGCUCUUCUUCCUGUAUGGUGGACCCGGCUCUCAAACAGUUGACCGUAAGUUCACGGUCGACUUCCAAUCAUAUGUCGCCUCCAGCCUUGGCUACAUUGUUGUCACCGUCGAUGGACGGGGCACUGGCUUCAUUGGACGCGACGCCCGAUGCAUCGUUCGUGGCAACUUGGGCCACUACGAAGCGAACGAUCAGAUCGAAACGGCAAAGAUCUGGGCCAACAAGCCAUAUGUCGACGAAAGCCGCAUGGCUGUGUGGGGCUGGAGCUAUGGCGGGUUCAUGACCCUGAAAAUCCUCGAACAGGAUGCGGGCCAGACAUUCCAGUAUGGCAUUGCUGUAGCACCUGUUACUGACUGGAGAUACUAUGACUCUAUAUAUACAGAACGCUAUAUGCACACACCACAACACAACCUUGAAGGCUACGAGAAUGCGACGAUCUCCGAUGCCGCGGCCUUGGGCGAGAACACGCGAUUCCUGAUCAUGCAUGGUGUCGCCGAUGACAAUGUCCACCUUCAAAAUACGCUUGUCUUGAUCGAUAAACUCGAUUUGGCGAAUAUCGACAACUACGAUAUGCAGGUAUUCCCUGAUUCAGAUCACAGCAUCUUUUUCCACAAUGGCCACACGCUGGUCUACGAACGUGAGUUCCUUGAUACCCACCCGAAGGAACGGCACGGGAACGGAAUUGAACUAAUGUGGAUCGCAGGUAUUUCGAGCUGGCUCGUCAAUGCGUUCAAUGGCGAAUGGCAUCGUAUCGCGAACCCAAAGCCGGAGCACGACUCGGCAUGGAAUCGCGUGAAGCGGUCUUUGUCAUUUGACCUCCCCGUCUGA